UCCAAUUUAGGAAGCAAGGACUCAGUAACCAUGAAGUUCCUCAUUUUUACUUGCCUUUUGGCUGUUGCUCUUGCAGAGCAGAACAAAUGCUACCAAUCUAGUCAGAAGUUCAAAGCACCUCAAGCCCUCAAGGAUCUUUACCAAUAUCACAUUGCUAGGAAUCCAUGGGGUUACGUUGUGAAUACUGCCUUCCCCUUCCCUCACGCUCUGGAAUCUGACAUCCUUUCUCAGCAACAAUAUAACCAGAAAAUGGACAUGAAUAUGCAAGCCAGAGAGCAACACAACCAGAAAAUGGACAUGCGUAUGCAAGCCAGAGAGAAAACUGUGAUGACUGACGAAGAACAGACCAUUCAAGACUGCAUGAACAAAGUGAAACCAUGCAGCACGAUCACCUGGCCUCAGUUUGUGCAGCUGCUUCAUCAGUAUCAGAAAACUAUGAACCUACGGAGCUAUUAUCCAUAUACCCCCAGCCUGGUUUGAGUGGAAAAUCCACAUCUCCACCCUCUUUUCUAUUAUAAUUACUUCUCAAAACCAGUAUAUUGGGACAAAUGUAUGAAUGAGACAGAAAUGCUGAGCUGAAGGAAGACUGCAAAGCCAUUUCUGAAUGGCUUCUAUUCUUGUUUGCUUAUGUUGGGUCUAUAAGUGAGUUUCAUCUCAGCAGAG
Molecule: messenger RNA, 663 nt
Organism: Alexandromys fortis (reed vole)
Lineage: Eukaryota; Metazoa; Chordata; Mammalia; Rodentia; Cricetidae
Product: alpha-S2-casein-like B
Exons: 9
Coding region: 31-480 (149 amino acids)
Cellular component (GO): extracellular region
Molecular function (GO): zymogen binding; protein homodimerization activity
Source: RefSeq, a predicted model, not a curated record